AAGUACAAACGACUGUUUUAUCAUUGUAGACUGCAGUUUGUAAAGCCCAAAAAUUUUAGGUAUACCCCAGUGGGCUUAAUUCUAUUUUACAAUGCCGCGCCAAGAAGCGGGCGACAGCUUUCUGAAGCGCGAGAAGAACACCCAGGAAGUGGUGGAGAAUGUGAUCGGCGAGCUGAAGAAGAUCUACCGGAGCAAGCUGCUGCCGCUGGAGGAGCACUACCAGUUCCACGACUUCCACUCGCCGAAGCUCGAGGAUCCGGACUUCGAUGCCAAGCCGAUGAUCCUGCUGGUGGGCCAGUACUCCACGGGCAAGACGACCUUCAUCCGUUACCUGCUGGAGCGCGACUUCCCGGGCAUCCGGAUUGGGCCCGAGCCGACGACGGACCGCUUCAUCGCCGUGAUGUACGACGACAAGGAGGGCGUGAUUCCGGGCAACGCCCUGGUCGUGGACCCCAAGAAGCAGUUCCGGCCGCUGUCCAAGUACGGCAACGCCUUCUUGAACCGCUUCCAGUGCAGCAGCGUGGCCUCGCCGGUGCUGAACGCCAUCUCCAUCGUGGACACGCCCGGAAUCCUGUCCGGCGAGAAGCAGCGCAUCGACAGGGGCUACGACUUCACCGGGGUGCUGGAGUGGUUCGCGGAGCGGGUGGACCGCAUCAUCUUGUUGUUCGACGCCCACAAACUGGACAUCUCCGACGAGUUCAGGCGCUCGAUCGAGGCGCUCAAGGGGCACGACGACAAGAUCAGGAUCAUCCUGAACAAGGCGGACAUGAUCGACCACCAGCAGCUGAUGCGGGUGUACGGGGCACUGAUGUGGUCGCUGGGCAAGGUGCUGCAGACGCCGGAGGUGGCGCGCGUGUACAUCGGGUCCUUCUGGGACCAACCGCUUCGCUUCGACGCCAACCGACGGCUCUUCGAGGACGAGGAGCAGGACCUGUUCCGGGACCUGCAGUCCCUGCCGCGGAACGCCGCCCUGCGCAAGCUAAACGAUCUGAUCAAGCGGGCACGCCUGGCCAAGGUGCACGCCUUCAUCAUCGCCGAGCUGCGCAAGGACAUGCCGUCCGUGUUCGGCAAGGACAGCAAGAAGAAGGACCUGAUCAAGAACCUCGGCCAGGUGUACGAUCGCAUCCAGCGCGAGCAAUCCAUUUCUCCGGGAGACUUCCCCGACAUCAAGAAGAUGCAGGAAGUGCUGCAGCACCAGGACUUCACCAAGUUCCACUCGCUCAAGCCGCACCUGCUGGACAUCGUAGACAACAUGCUGGCCAAGGACAUUGCGCGGCUAAUAGAGAUGAUCCCGCAGGAGGAGAUGUCGCUCGUCACCGAGCCUGUGGUCAAGGGUGGUGCCUUCGAGGGAGUCAUCGACGACCACGUCUCACCCUUCGGCUACAUGAAGGGCGAGGGCAUCGAUGCCGGCUACGGGGAGCACGACUGGAUCUGCAACAAGGACAAGCCGCGCACAGACGGCAUUUUCAACGGGCUGGGACCCGUGGAUGGCAAAAUAUCCGGUGCAACUGCCAAGCAGGAGCUCAUCAAAUCGAAACUGCCCAACUCGGUGCUCAGCAAGAUCUGGAAGCUUUCGGAUGUCGAUGGCGAUGGCUUCCUGGACGCUGACGAGUUCGCGCUGGCCUUGCACUUAAUCAACGUCAAGCUGGAAGGCUGCGAGCUGCCCACCACUCUGCCGGAGCACUUAGUACCGCCGUCAAAGCGCUUUGAGUAGUGCCCUGUAAUAUACACCCGAGAUCCCACAACCUCACAGCCCAAACACGUACACAGACGUCAGUUAGAGACCAACUCCUAGGAUGCACUAUGUUCGAUUUGUUUAUUUUCAACCACAGUGCAGGCGACUGCCUUUUUAUAUGUACUCUACUCGUUAUGAACGCGCUAAACUGGGUAUUAAAACACACAAUCGGCAAUGGCAAGCAUUGCAACAUAAGAGAUAUCAAUCAUAAAUUCGUAGAAUUUACACAAACAUAGCAUAUUUUUGGAUAAUCGAUUGUAAAGCGAGAUGUAAUGUAGAGAAGAGAAACCAGCCUAGUGGAAUAAGACAAACAGUGUGUGUUGAGCGCCCAAAUGUCGUUGUUGACUUAAGAAAGUGUGAAGAAACAAUUGUUCAAUGCCAAUGAAAAAGCAUGAAGUUAUACUGUAUACAAUAUCUAGGUUAAUGUCGAUGUGCAGCUUGAAGGGUGAUUAAUUUGCAACCGAACCACUUUUGAUACACAGUAAAUAUAUUUGUUAUAUUGAAAUUUACAACUGGAAAACGUGGGUAAAAAGCAUGUAUUUCCUAUAUUUAUUUUGCAUUCUAAGUUUAUUGUUUGAAAUGCUCCCUCAUGGAAACCCGCAAGAAUUGAAAUGAAAAUGUUGUGCAAUUUAAAUUUUGUAAGUGCAAAUUAUUGCCUGUGCUUCGACUAUUUUGUAAUUAGUAAAUUCUUGAAUAUUAUUAAAUGUGAAAUUAAAACUGAUUUUUAAACUGUAUAAAAAAUAAAAAACAUUUUUGGAAAA
This is a messenger RNA of Drosophila rhopaloa, 2496 nucleotides long. It is a transcript of the gene Past1, whose product is annotated as EH domain-containing protein 1. The transcript has 4 exons. The record is from RefSeq and is a predicted model, not a curated record. Gene Ontology annotation, biological process: endosomal transport; endocytosis. Gene Ontology annotation, molecular function: calcium ion binding; protein binding; GTP binding. The coding region runs from base 92 to 1714 and encodes 540 amino acids. Lineage: Eukaryota; Metazoa; Arthropoda; Insecta; Diptera; Drosophilidae. Gene Ontology annotation, cellular component: plasma membrane; cytoplasm.